AAUGCAUCACAUUUGUCCAGGAAUGUGUCACCAAAACGAUUUGUCUACAUAAUAGUCAACUUGUGACACGAAACCGUGCUUUGUGCUUGAUCGUCUAAAGUUCCCAUCUGUAGAUGGCAGCCAUCCCUAAAGUGAACAAAAGGUUCAACCUAUUAUCUUUACUGCCGCCGGAAAUCCAGCUGACAGUUUUCAACUUUUUGACAUUUCGAGAACGCUUGCAAUGUACUGCGGUAUCCAAGGAAUGGCGAUCCAUGAUUCUCAAUGGGCAAGACAUGUGGCAUACUUUGUCUACAGACGAUGGACACGUUAUUGUACCUGAGCUGCUACCGUAUCAAUCCUACAUGGAUCCAUCAUCCAUCAAGCGGGUGGUAUACAAUGUAUUUGAUGAUGCGUAUCGAACACCAAAACAAUAUUGGCCUGGAGUAGUCGACUUUUUGAUAAAUCAGAAAAAAUGCAACGCAAUUGAAGAAGUUGAGCUAUGUACACGAUAUAUGAUGAUGGAGUACAUAUCCCCAUUACUUACCGCAUGUGGUGAUACAUUGACACGUCUCUUGAUUGCACCGGCGGGUUUCCACGGUGCUUAUUCGACAGAAAACAUCACGCCCGACCUGUUUUUCCGGCAUUGCCCAAACCUCACCAGUUUCACGUUUGCGUAUCAACCGUCGUCCUCUUCGUCAUUUAUAAAAAAUUGGAAGCCACGAUUGCCAUCGCAACCCAACAAACAUCUUGUUGAUCUGGCCCUUACGACUUUUAACUACAAGUUGGAUCCAGAACCGUUUCUUCAGGUGGCACCCAACUUGAAACACUUGGCUUUAUUCCAUCUCGAUGAAAGCAUAUCCGCCGAAUCAUUUGCUUCUAUGCUGAGCCGUUAUUGUCCAAAGCUGGCGUCACUCGCGUUAACCGAGUUGUAUGGUCGUGCUAUGUUUGGCAUCACCACCGUAGUACACCGACGCAGCGAACGUCAGCAGCAACAGCAACGACUUUUACGACGAGGCCGAGAACGACGCGAACAAAAUGACAAGGAUAAAGGAAUCAUAGAGCUUUUGUUAUACGAUCAGGCGGGAAGCUCUCAGAGUACACAGUCGUUACUGUAUCAUUUUGCCGAGCAACAACAUGAGAAACUGCGAUAUGUAUACCUUUCAGGCAUGUCACUUGCCCGUGCCGCAAUGUCACGUUUGUCCCAGCACGUGUAUCCCUCACUGACGCAUUUGAGCUUACAAUUCGAGACCUACGACGGGAGAUCCAUGCCAAUGUCCAUGGUGAAUAAUUUUCUCACUCACUCUGUACCCAAUUUGGAAUCACUCUACUUUGAAGACAGUUUCAACGCACAAGAAGAGAACAACGACACGCUUUCUGCGCUUGCAAAUUUGAAGCGAUUGCAAGAACUGACUAUCGACUAUGGAUUCAACGUGACCACAGAACAGUUGCUUUGUUUUUUCAAGACAAUAGCACAAAAUCAACAUUGCAACCAUGACAACACCAGCUGCUGUACUCGUCAUCCCAUGUCAUCACCUUCUUCUUGCUCCUCAUGCCGUGCACUGCCCGCGCUACGUAUCAUUGAAUUCAAAUACGCUUUCAAUGCCGUUAACUCUCAAGUUUUGGAUGCUAUCAGCAGAUAUAGGAUAAUGAUUGACGAAUUGACACUCGUCGAUCUUAGCGUCUCAGUCAACGAUCUGAGUGUGUUUCUGGACACACUCAUUGCUGCUGCUCCCAUCUGUAGCAGAAGGAAAAAUGAAUGGCGCAUCAACAGAUUCUAUUUCCACUAUAGCGCGUUCUAUAGCAUGUCGUCAGAACCGGUCGAUAUUGAUGUUCAAUGCAAGGAGGUUUUGGCAAAACUGGAUGGUGUGGCAAAGGAAUGGAGCUUUUAUUAUACACAUAUUAUAGCAAUGACACAUGAAGAGUAUAGGCUUCAACAAAAAGAAAAGCAAUGGACAAGCUAGUCUUGUCGGUUGUUGUACAUUUAGAUAGGGAUACAGCUUAUUUGUAUGUAGUAUCAAUUAUACUCACCCAGAAUUUAAGGUACAAACCUUAUUGUUUUUCGACUUAUGAUGUUGG
This is a messenger RNA of Zychaea mexicana, 2055 nucleotides long. RefSeq lists its product as uncharacterized. The transcript is spliced from 2 exons. Lineage: Eukaryota; Fungi; Mucoromycota; Mucoromycetes; Mucorales; Lichtheimiaceae. The record is from RefSeq and is a predicted model, not a curated record. Gene Ontology annotation, molecular function: protein binding. The coding region runs from base 114 to 1940 and encodes 608 amino acids.